AUCAUGAGGGGGGAGACAAAUUUCUUCUCUCUCGUUCCCUGGUUCCCUCCCACCACUUUGUUUGUUUUCAGGGGUGAAUGUCCUGUUAAUGUCCUGUUUAUAUUCUACACUGUCCUGAAGAAGAGUCACACAAAAACCGACCAUUGAUCUGCAAUCAUGAAGUACCUAGCCCUGGCUUUGCUCCUGUGCACUCAGCUUCAUCUUCUCCAUGGUGCCUGUUUCGUCCCCUCGCUAGCGUUGAGUGAAGAUCUAUCUGGCUGUGUAGACAAGGACGGUACAGUGCAUCCCUUUGACUCAACCUGGAGAACCUCUGAUUGUCUGGAAUGUACCUGCAAUGGGUGUUGUGAAACGUAUGCCAGACCCGUUUCCUUUCCUAAGGACUGCACAAUGGAAUUUGACAAUAAAAAUUGUAAAUACAAGGUAUUCAAGAAGAAUGACCCCACAGUGCCAUGUCCAGUCUUUGCCGAAGUUGGAAAGUGAAGUGAUGAAGACGUUAAAUUGCCACAAUAAAGGCUAACUUGAGUAAUAAGAA
Messenger RNA from Anguilla rostrata (American eel), 532 nucleotides. Its product is annotated as beta-microseminoprotein E1-like. The transcript has 4 exons. Bases 157 to 480 code for a protein of 107 amino acids. Lineage: Eukaryota; Metazoa; Chordata; Actinopteri; Anguilliformes; Anguillidae. The record is from RefSeq and is a predicted model, not a curated record.